GACCACAGUGUAGAGAAGGUGUGUUUUCAUUCUCAAAUGUAAAGGAUUAUUUUGGCACUGUAUCUUAUCAUUCAAAGAUGUUUGCCUAUUUCGAUGUAACAUUGAGUUAAAACUACAGUGUAUUUUUUUAUGGGAUAUUUAAAAAUAAGAAACUUACAAAAAUGCCAGAAAGCUUCUGUGGAAAUUCUGUUUUCUGGAACAUAAGCUUGUUGACAGAGAAUAGUUAUCCAGAGUUCAGCAGAUGUUUUCAGCAAACUGCCUUGACCUUCAUCCCAUGUGGUUGGCUCUGGCUGACUGCCCCUAUCUACAUACUCUACCUCAAAAAACACUCCCAGUUCCUGGUACUGCCCAGAACAUGGCGGUCAAUUAUACGUUUGGUACUGGCCUUUACAUUGGCACUAGUCAGUGGUUUCCACAUGCUUGUCCCCCUUGAAAAUGAAGGAAAUGAUGACAGUUAUCCCCCUUCAUUUUAUGUAUCACAAUCUGUCUGGUCAGCGUCUUACCUUUUUGUGAGUGUCAUAAUGAUUCUGUCUCAGAGGUCUGGUGUGCCAUCACCAUGUGUUGUCUUCAUUUUCUGGGCCUUAAGUUUAGUUAGUUACAUCAUUCCUACCUACACUCUGGCCAUUCAAGAGGUCUACGCAGAAAACUUCUCUCAUUUUGCUCUAGUCACGACAACAUUUGCUUUAAUUGUGUGUGAGUUUCUUAUGCAGUGUUUAGGCGACACUCAAGUGUAUCUGACAGAGCCAGUCACUAAUGGGGUACCGUGCCCAAUGUUCAGAUCAUCUUUUGUGUCUCGGAUAACAUUUUCUUGGGUGUUCAGAUUGGUGUACACAGGCUAUAAAAAGACAGUUGUUCUAGCCGACAUAUUCGAUGUUCCUAUCCUGAUGCAAUGCCGCCACAAUGUCCCAGAUUUCAUGGAGGCAUGGCUAAAAGAGCUCAAACGAACAAGACCACCCAAAAAAAAAAAAUUGGAUUUAUCUUUUGCCUAUAAAAAUGGCUCUGGAGGUCUAAUAAAGAAUGGGAAAACCAAGCGUGAUGAGCUGAAUGAAAGAAGCAAACUCUUGCCAGAGAAAUCGAGCAGUGAGGAAAAACCCAAGGGAGAGAAGCCUUCACUGUACAUGGUGUUGGCUAAAGUUUUUUACUUGCCCUUGUUUAAAGCUCAAAUAGUUGGCCUUAUUGGGGAUUUAACAGUAUUUCUCAAUCCCUUACUACUAGAUCAGAUCAUUGCUUAUGUUGAGAACAAGUCCCAGUACCCUGUGUGGCAAGGCUAUGUCUUGGCUUGCUCCUUCUUCGCCAUCUCAUUCCUGAGCUCCCUUAUGAACAACUAUCGCUUCUAUCACUGCAACAACAUCGGCAUGGAAGUGAAAACUGUCUUGACUGCUGCUGUAUACAAGAAGUCAUUGACAAUGAAUGCAGACUCCAGAAGAAAGUUCACUGUUGGAACAAUAGUAAACUUGAUGGCCGUCGACUGUCCCAGGUUUCAAGACUUGACCACGCAGCUUUUUGUGUUGAUCUCCUGGCCGAUCCAGAUCUCCAUAGCUUUCUAUAUGCUGUAUGAGACGCUUGGCAUAGCAUUCAUUGCAGGCAUUGUAGUUUUAUCUCUGUUGAUCCCCACCAAUACCAAGCUGUCCACCAUAUCCAGACGAGCUCAAGCUAAACAAAUUAUUUACAAAGAUCAACGAAUCAAACUGUUCAAUGAGAUUCUGAAUGGAGUCAAGGUGUUGAAACUCUAUGCUUGGGAAGAAUCCUUCAGGAACAAAAUCCUGGGUUUCAGACAUCAAGAAAUUAUUCAGUUGAGAAAAGCAGCCAUUUAUCAAUCUGUUCAAACUUUGUGUUGGCUCUUGGCUCCGAUAUUGGUCACAGCAUGUACGUUUAUUGCUUAUGUUCUGAUCACUGACAACUCCCUCACUCCCAGCAAAGCAUUUGUGGCCAUGAACUUGUUCAACACAAUACGUCAACCAAUGAACACGCUGCCUAUGUUGAUCUCUCAAAUGAUCCUGUGUCAUGUCUCUAUGGAGAGACUCAGAGAGUAUUUAUCUGGGGAGGACCUGGAAGAGAAGAAGUCACCUGGAAGCUCUAAGGAAUUUCCCAUUGUGAUGAAGAAUUGCACUUACAGCUGGGACAGAUCAAUGCCACCAGUUUUAAAAAAUAUAUCAGUCAAAAUUCCGCAAGGCCAACUGGUCGCUGUAGUUGGCCAGGUAGGAGUAGGGAAGUCAUCUUUGUUAUCAGCAUUUCUUGGAGAGAUGGAAACAGAUGAAGGCCUGUGUAGUGUACAGGGAUCAAUUGCUUAUGUCCCCCAACAAGCCUGGAUUCAGAACAUGACCCUCAGAGCCAAUGUACUUUUUGAGAAACCAAUGGAUAAGAAAUAUUACCAAAAAGUUAUUCAUGCUUGUGCCCUUGAACCAGAUAUUGAACUUUUACCUGGUGGAGAAUUAACAGAAAUUGGAGAAAAAGGCAUUAAUUUGUCAGGGGGUCAGAAGCAAAGAAUUAGUCUCGCUCGAGCUGUUUACCAUAAGGCAGAUAUUUACUUGUUAGACGAUCCGCUCAGUGCCGUGGAUGCUCACGUUGGGAAACACAUUUUUGAAAAAGUUCUCGGCCCUAAAGGAGUGAUCCGAAAAAAAACAAGAAUUCUCGUGACUCAUGGCAUUCAUUGGUUGCCAUUGGUGGACUCAAUCAUAGUCAUGGAUCAAGGGCAGAUAACGGAGUCUGGGACCUACCAAGAGUUAAUGAGUCAUGAUGGGCCAUUUGCCAACUUUGUUAGGACUUACUUAAUGGAACAUGAGGAUGAAGAGCUAAAUGACCCAGAGGUUCAGAAGUUAAAAGAACAAAUGAUAGAACAAGUUUCAGCUGUAACUUCAGAUGAAGAACAUACGUCUGUUCGACUUAGAAGAUCUAUGUCAGAGCAAAAAGAGCGACAGAUUUCCAGAAGUACUUCUAUGAAGUUAACUCAAAGUUCUGUUCGAUCUGGCACAGAAAGCAAUCUUGUGAAGAAACCCAAUGCUGGUGGAGCAAGAGGUGGCCAUCAGCUGAUUGAGGAGGAGAGAACUGAGAAAGGAAAGGUGAGGAUGGCUGUGUUUGUCACUCUCUUGAAAGCCUUUGGCUACAUCUCAGCAGCCAUGGUGCCUGUCACUUUGAUUCUCUACAAUGGCUUCAAUAUUUGGACAGGUAUUUGGCUGUCUGACUGGACAGAUGAUCCUUUCCUUAGAAAUGACAGCAAUAUUGGAACUGAAGAUUACACUUCCAAGACUUACUAUUACCUGGGUAUAUACUCAGCCAUGACUUUAGCACAAGUUAUUACUAAUGCUGGAUUUAUUUUGCUCAUUUAUGUUCAAUUCGUCAAUGCCUCUCGUCGCCUCCAUAACUCCAUGCUAGACACAAUCCUGCAUCAGCCCAUGUCUUUCUUUGAUACAACACCACUAGGAAGAAUUCUAAACAGGUUUUCUCGAGAUGUGGAUGUACUCGACAGCAACUUAUCUCGCCAGCUCAGGAUGGUCUUACAAACGUUUUCAUCCAUUUUGGGAAUUGUCAUUGUCAUUUCUUACACCACUCCAAUCUUCUUGGCUGUUGUCGCUCCAAUCUUUGUCAUUUAUGUCUUGUUCCAAAAAUUUUACAUUCCUUCAUCGCGUCAGUUCAGACGCCUGGAGUCCACAACCAGGUCACCCAUCUUUUCUCAUUUCUCGGAAACUCUGAGUGGAGCCAGCAGUAUCAGAGCUUACAAUGUUUGCGAUCGAUUUUUCCAGGACUCUCAAAAUCAGGUCGACGUCAACAAUAAAUGUUUCUUUGCCUCAGGUUCUGCUGCUCGGUGGUUAAGAAUAAGACUUGAAAUUCUUGGCAACAUGAUCGUCUUGUUUGCUGGAUUGUUUGCCGUGAUUUCUGAUGAUGUUACAGGAAGCUUGGUCGGCCUGUCUAUAACAUAUGCAUUGCAGGUGACUGUGGCAUUGAAUCUGCUGGUACAGAACACCACUCAACUUGAAACCAACACAGUUUCUGUUGAGCGAAUGGUAGAAUACUCCAAUCUAGACAGAGAGCCUGAUUGGAUCAAUCCAGACAGCCGACCACCAGCUAACUGGCCUAGCCACGGUCAGAUUGUGUUUGAUAACUACAGUACUAGGUACCGGGCUCAGUUGGACUUGGUCUUGAAGAAUGUUUCUUUCACAGUCAAGGCAGGAGAGAAGAUAGGAAUUGUUGGCCGUACUGGAGCAGGCAAAUCUUCAUUGUCCUUGGCACUUUUUAGACUCAUCGAAUCUGCUGGUGGACGCAUUCUUGUGGAUAAUGUAGAUAUCAGCAGCAUAGGUCUGCAUGACUUGAGGUCCAAGCUAACCAUUUUACCUCAGGAUCCAGUUUUGUUUUCUGGGACAAUGCGGUUUAAUCUGGAUCCAUUUGACACUCACUCUGAUGAAGCCAUUUGGCAGGCUCUUAAGAAUGCCCACCUGAGCGACUUUGUCAGAGAAUUACCUGGCCAGCUGGAGUAUGUAUGUGAAGAGGGAGGUCAGAAUCUCAGUGUUGGGCAGAGACAGCUGGUAUGUCUGGCCCGCAGCCUGUUAAGGAAGACCAAAGUAUUAAUUUUGGAUGAAGCAACAGCUGCUGUGGAUUUGGAAACUGACUUUCUACUACAGAAUACCAUUAGGGAAGCUUUCAAGGACUGCACUGUUCUGACGGUGGCUCACCGCCUUAAGACUGUCAUUGAUUACGACAAAAUUCUGGUUCUGUCUAAUGGAGAAAUUAUGGAGUAUGGAAGUCCCUCAGAGCUGCUCCAAAACAAAGAAGGAAUGUUUUACAGUAUGGCUAAAGAGUCUAACAUUGUUUAGUGAGUCUUCACACAGAAGUCUGCAAAGCUGAUCCUGUGUACAUGUGAUGUAGACUUUGUUGAACCAGUCAUAUAUCUUCUCAAAUUGUCUUUCACAAAGGGUGCAGGGAGUGCAAACAUUAAUAUAUCUUAGUAGUCAGGUUUGACUAUACAUAUCACUUUUUGUUAUUUAGAAGAAUAUGCAAGUUUUAAACCAUUUUCUUCAUUGAAUUUCAGCAAGUCUUCCUAUGGAAAGACGGAUUUUUUAAAAUCUAAUAAUGUGAUACAUUGUGUGUGUGGUAUACUGAGAAAGAGGCUGUGGUGAACUAUUUAUUAUAGUGAACACUGCAGAGAUGUCAUGAGUCUGGCAGCUUUUCACAGAGCAUUUAUUUAGCUGUUUAGUCACUCUAGAUCAUUAAUUUGCUUUGGUUAAUAAAUUUCAAAAGCAACUUCACUGUAUAUUAAAAAAAAAAGAUACAUAUUCAGACUUGUAAAAGUUACAAAGCCCUUGCCACAGAAAUAGUGUCAAAACUUUUAUAAACAUGCCCCAUUAUUCUAAUCUACAGACUUGUUGGGGGUCUUUGUUUGCUUUCAACUUAAAGUAUUUAAGAAAAUAUAUUUAUGAACUGUAGAUUAGAAGAGUGAUAGAUUGCCACUUUAUUCUUUACUUCAGAUAUCAAGUUGUUCUGUAUGGAAUCAUUAUUUUAUUUUUUAAAUUGUUUUUUUUUUUUAAUCAUUUCUGAUAUGGCUUUUCUUUUUGGUGUAAAGAGAUUAAUAAUGGCAUCCCCAUGUAGCUAGUCUAAUUGCUUACAUUAUCAAGUCUAUCUGGAAAUGUUGAUUCAUCUAAGUGUAAAUAUGCAGUAACCAUUAAUAACCAGUUGAAAUGCAACCCUCUUUUAUUAUUGAACUGCUGUCUUGUACUGUACUCAAUCAGACUAUUGGUGUAAUGAUAUUAACAAAGAAAAACUUAACUAUUAACUGUUAUAUUCUCUCUCAUAUGGCUUGUCUAUUUAAAUAUUUAUAAUUAUUCAGUAUUAUACUUGUAAAAACAUGAUUUACAAUUGUUGGUGUAAAAAUGUUAUAUUUUUGUAAAUCAGCUUCAUAAAUUUUUAUUUUAUAAAAUGUAUUUUUUUAUAACUUUUACACUAAACAAAAACAAAUGUUUAAUAUAUCUUAUGUUUUAUGCUCCCAAUGUUCUUACCAGUGAUCAAAUAAAUGCAGCUAUUAAAGUA
Molecule: messenger RNA, 6018 nt
Organism: Biomphalaria glabrata
Lineage: Eukaryota; Metazoa; Mollusca; Gastropoda; Planorbidae
Product: multidrug resistance-associated protein 1-like
Exons: 33
Coding region: 162-4808 (1548 amino acids)
Biological process (GO): transmembrane transport
Cellular component (GO): membrane
Molecular function (GO): ATP binding; ABC-type transporter activity; ATP hydrolysis activity
Source: RefSeq, a predicted model, not a curated record